Messenger RNA from Siniperca chuatsi (mandarin fish), 1591 nucleotides. RefSeq names its product plasma kallikrein-like. Gene Ontology annotation, cellular component: extracellular region. The record is from RefSeq and is a predicted model, not a curated record. Lineage: Eukaryota; Metazoa; Chordata; Actinopteri; Centrarchiformes; Sinipercidae. The coding region runs from base 110 to 1219 and encodes 369 amino acids. Gene Ontology annotation, molecular function: protein binding. The transcript has 9 exons. Gene Ontology annotation, biological process: proteolysis.
UUGAGAGACUUUCCUUUGGCCAACCUGCAUUUGCGGAACCACCUCUUUUACUGCAGCUGUGCUUCAAGAAUCUUUAUAUCCUACGCAGAGUAUCGUCAAAACUGAAAAGAUGGAAACAUAUUUUAUUUUGGUGGGUCUGCUCUCUAUUUGCAGCCUCUCCUUUAGUCAAGAAUGUAAUCUGCAGCUUCUGGAGAAUGUGGAUUUCCCAGGAACAGACAUAACAUUUCUCUACUCUCCUGAUGUUGAGCACUGUCAGCACCUUUGCACCCAGCACCCCUCCUGCCUCUUCUUCAGCUUUCUUCGAGCUGACUGGACCAGAGAUAACAGGAACUUCUACUGCUACCUGAAGUCCACGCCCUCCGGAGAGCCCACUGUUCGGACUCCAAUUCUGGGCAUCACAUCUGGCUUUUCUCUCAAACAAUGCUACCCAUACAUAAAUCCUUGUCUGUCUCAGGUGUACCAGAACGUGGACUUCUUUGGGGCCGACUACCGAGCCUUGUUCACAGCCGACUAUGAGGAGUGUCAGAGAGCUUGCACAAAAGAUCCUGCCUGUCAGUUCUUUACUUUUGUGAAUGGGGACUUCACAUCGGAGAAGAUCAGGUUCAAGUGCCACCUUAAAUUCAGCUGGGCAGUACCGAGGACUCCUAUUGUAGAGACAAAGCCUGGUGUAGUAUCUGGCUUUUCCCACAAAACACAAAUAACUCAAAACUUUCCCACAGCAUGUGAGGGCAAGCUUUUUCCAAGCACUACCAUCCCAGGAAACGACAUCGUGGUUCUGCCUGCUGCCUCUCCUGGACACUGUCAGACAUUGUGCUCUACUUAUCCACUCUGCACCUACUUCUCUUACGUCAGUAACAACUUCACCUGUUACCUGAAGAACAAUGCGAAUGAAAUGGUGACCACAGCUAAAGAGGGAGUCACAUCUGGGAUACCAGCACGUUUCUGCCAGCUUGAUGACGACUGGGUUAAGGUGGCUCACGAAGGAAUAGAUUUCAGGGGUUCUGACAUUCGCUUUGAGCUGAUGGAUGAUGCAAACGCAUGUGAGAGGACCUGUACUGAAGAUCCUAACUGCCAGUUCUACAGCUAUGUCGGUGAACGCUUCUCUGACAGAUUUUACUGGCGCCGCUGCUAUCUCAAGCGUGUCAUCACCAUGCCUGCACCUCCUAAAGUCACCAAACUGGCCAAUGUCGUGUCUGGCUUCACCCAGAACUGUGUGUAGAGUGCUCUACCAGCAGAUGUUAAAAUAAAAUGAUCCAGUAAAAGAUUCAGCACCAAGCAAUCUGUGUGGAUGAGUUUAUUUACAUGUGACAGCAGAACUUUUCUCUCACUUCCCCAUUUCCUCACUCUGAACCCUAAUCUUUUCCUCAUUCAGCUUGAUCUAACUUUUUCAUGUCCCCUUGUUUCACAUGCACACUCAGACACUUCCCUCCUUCUGUCUUCAUCUCUGCUUCCUCCAGACCUGGUUGUUUGAUUCUUUAAUUAAUGCACUUGGUGUGUUGGUUGUUCCUAACAUAAUUUGAUUGCUAUUUAAGCUGCAGAUGAGUCUCUGUGUGUAAACAAAAGCAAUAAAACAGAAACCAGUUUGCUAUCA